AUGCUGCAACCUCCUCCUCAAGCGGGUGCUGCCACCAUCUCGCAGGCCGUUCCCCCGCAAGUGCUCCUCGCACAGCAGGCGGCGGCGGCUGGGCCGCGGCAGAAGGGAGAGUCCAAGCCAAAGCCGCAGGCGGCAGGCACCGCGGCAGCCAAGAAGGCGCAGCUGCCUGGCGUGCUGCCGCGCAAACCGCCAGUGGCCAGCCGCGUCGCUCCUGCGCCAGUAUACUCGGCGCCGCGCACAAUGUUUGAGCCUCAGGAGGAGGAGGAGGCCAGGGGCCCCAAGGAGCUGCCACCAGGCAUGACCCUGGACAUGUUUAUGACUAAGGCGCAGAAGAAGAACCUGCGCAAGAAGGCCUCAAAGGCCAAGGGCGCAGAGGCGGGCAGCGAGGCGGGCACGGCCGCCACGGAGGACAGCUUUGGGGAUGUGCAGAGCGAGGUCGCGGCCGCUGGCGGCGGCGGCGACGGUGGUAGCAACGGCGGCGGCGGCGCGAGCGGGUCGGCGGUUCAUGUGGACCCGGCCUCGCUGCUGGGGGGCAACGCUUUCGUGCGCGACGUCAGCAGUUACAACCGCCUCCUGGGGCUGUACUGCGGCGAUUCGACGGACGACGAGGAGGAUGGCGAGGAGGAGGAGGAGGAGGAGGAUCAGGGGGCCGCCCUUGAGGGCAGCGACGCGGUCAGCGUUGAUUCGAGCAGCGCCGCGCGAUACUCCUCGUACACGCCGCGCGCGAAUUCGUUUGGCGCUCUGACGGCGCACGCCGAUCCCCGCGGCGGCGGCGGCUCGUCGGCCGCCGCCGCCGCGGCCGUAGCAUCGGCCGGGCGCGCGUCGGUGUCGCCGCCGGCGACGCCGGGUUCUACCUACGCAGCCAGCUACGCCGCGAGCUCCGCCUCUGGGGCGGCGGCGGGGGCGGCGGCGGGCGAGGAGGAUUUCUCGCGCCAGAUGCGGGCCGCGAUGCAGGACUCUGAGAGCGAGGCGCAGGCGAGGCUCGCGCGGGAGCUGCAGGAGGAGCGCGCAGCGCUGCAGGCGUUCGAGCGGCGCACAGCGGCGCACAUCCCAAUGCCGGUGCCUGUGCCCACGCCCGCGCCCGUGCCCGUGCCGGCGCGGGCCCCCCAGGCACCCACGCCCCUAGCGGCGGCGCCGGCGCCGCCGCUGUCGCCGCAUGAGGCGGUCGAGCGGCUAGUGGCGCGCAUGUUUGAGGCGCCGGCGUUUGCGGGUGUGGCGCUGCGGUUCCUUGACUCAUCUGAGCAGGCGCGGCUCGGGGCCGCGGCGGCGGCGGCGUACCCUGAUCUGGUCUCGGCGAUUGACAGCGGCGAUGCGGCCGGCUUUCUGGCCAUCGUAGAGCACGGCGGCGCGCCCGCGUUUGCGCUCGCGCCGCCGACGCCCGCGGUGGGGGCGCCGGCGCCGGCGGCCCCAGCGCACGUGCAGUACGUGGCGCCCCACUAUGUGGGCGUCCCUGCCGCGCCCAUGCUCGCGUACGCGCCCGCCACGGCUGCAUAUGGUGGCGCGGCGGCACAGGUGGCUGGUGGCGACGGCGACGGCGACGGCGACGGCGAUGAUCUGGAUGAUCUGCUGGCGCUGUGCGGCAUAGAGGCGUGA
Molecule: messenger RNA, 1593 nt
Organism: Monoraphidium neglectum
Lineage: Eukaryota; Viridiplantae; Chlorophyta; Chlorophyceae; Sphaeropleales; Selenastraceae
Exons: 2
Coding region: 1-1593 (530 amino acids)
Source: RefSeq, a predicted model, not a curated record